AUGGAGUAUUGUCGCACCACUACCCAACCGUUGAACCACCACCGUGUCAUCGAACCAUCACACCACCCAAUCGUCACCCAAUGUAGCAUCCAAUCGUCACACCACCAAAUUGUUGCACCACCCAACACCGUCGCAUCAUCAUGUCGUACCACCACCGUACCGUGGAACCACCACCUACACUGUGUCGUAUUGCACGAAUUUGAAGGUGGGUGGUUAGCCGCGUUAUCGUAUUGCACGAAUUUGAAGACGUUAAAGUUUCAGUCUUGCAAAUUUAUCGGUCCGAAUCCCGGGCCUAGUGAGCAUUUAGGUUCUUGCCCUACGCUUGAAGAGUUAUAUUUGGAAAGGUGUCAGUUGAGAGAUAAGCAGGGGCUCGGAGCGUUGUUUUUGGUGUGCGAAGCUGUUCGGGACUUGGUUUUUGCGGAUUGUUUGGGAUUGGAUAACAACGCAUUCAGUGCUGCAAGUGUUUGUAGGAGAGUGGCGUCUCUGUCUUUGGAAGGAUGCUCGUUACUUACAAUGGACGGUUUUGAACCUGUAGUUCAUUCAUGGAAAGAAGUUAAAAGACUUAAAGUAGUUGCGUGUAACAACAUAAAGGACAGUGCGAUGUCACCUGAAUUAGCAACGCUUUUUUCUCUUCUUAAAGAGUUAAAAUGGCGUCCGGAUUCAAAGUCUAUUUUGUCAUCAGGUCUUGAGGGUCUUGAGGGUACUGGAGUAUGGCAGAGAGGUGGAAGAAGCUUCAAGAUUUGAUCUUUUUUUUUUCUUUUCGUUUUUUAAUAGGACACAACACAGAGUAUGCUUGUUCUACAGUAGCGGUAGCUGUGUUAGGAUUUAGAGAACAAGUGUAUUACAAGUCAGCAUACCUUCUUUAUCUUGUUUUGUUUUGUUACUUUUUCUUCCACAUUUAGUUAAAAUCUUGACAACUCAUUUUUGUUAUGGGUGAAAAUUUACUGGUUCACACUUAGAUCCAAUACUUGUUUACACCCAACGAAUCACUACAGGCGACAAAAGGUCUACAAACUUGUAGAGGAAGGAAUAAUUUGUUGAAAAGAAUAUGUUGUUAAAGAAUGAAUCAUUGACUA
Messenger RNA from Helianthus annuus (common sunflower), 1076 nucleotides. Its product is annotated as F-box protein At5g51380-like. The record is from RefSeq and is a predicted model, not a curated record. Gene Ontology annotation, cellular component: SCF ubiquitin ligase complex. Gene Ontology annotation, biological process: SCF-dependent proteasomal ubiquitin-dependent protein catabolic process. Lineage: Eukaryota; Viridiplantae; Streptophyta; Magnoliopsida; Asterales; Asteraceae. Bases 1 to 744 code for a protein of 247 amino acids. The transcript is spliced from 3 exons.